ACACUGCCACACAUAAAUAAGAUCUGAGCCUCAUUUUCAGCCUCACUCUCGCCACCUCGCUGCUUUUUCUCUUCCCGAUUCGCUUCGUCCGUUGAAACCGAUUCCUACCCCAGUCCGGACCCUCGAUCUCGAUCAAAUGGCGAAAGAACCAGUUCGCGUUCUCGUUACUGGAGCCGCAGGACAAAUUGGAUAUGCUCUCGUCCCUAUGAUUGCUAGGGGAGUGAUGUUGGGUCCCAACCAGCCUGUGAUCCUGCACAUGCUUGAUAUCCCACCUGCUGCGGAGGCAUUGAAUGGGGUGAAAAUGGAGUUGGUGGAUGCUGCAUUUCCUCUACUUAAAGGUGUUGUUGCUACAACAGAUGUUGUUGAGGCAUGCACUGGGGUUAACAUUGCAAUCAUGGUUGGUGGGUUUCCAAGGAAAGAAGGCAUGGAAAGGAAAGACGUGAUGUCAAAAAAUGUGUCAAUUUACAAGUCUCAGGCUUCUGCCCUUGAAAAGCAUGCAGCUGCAAACUGCAAGGUUUUGGUUGUUGCCAACCCAGCAAACACCAAUGCACUGAUAUUGAAGGAAUUCGCACCAUCAAUCCCUGAGAAAAAUAUUACUUGUUUGACUAGACUCGAUCAUAACAGAGCCUUGGGCCAGAUUUCUGAAAGGCUAAAUGUUCAAGUUUCUGAUGUUAAAAAUGUUAUUAUCUGGGGUAAUCACUCAUCAACCCAGUAUCCUGAUGUCAGCCAUGCAACGGUGAAAACACAUUCUGGAGAGAAGCCAGUCCCCGAGCUUGUUGCUGAUGAUGCAUGGUUGAAGGGAGAAUUCAUAACUAUCGUUCAACAACGUGGUGCUGCAAUUAUCAAAGCUAGGAAACUAUCAAGUGCAUUGUCUGCUGCUAGUUCUGCUUGUGACCACAUACGUGAUUGGGUGCUUGGAACCCCCGAGGGCACUUGGGUUUCCAUGGGAGUAUACUCUGAUGGUUCAUACAAUGUACCAGCUGGACUCAUUUAUUCAUUCCCUGUCACUUGUCGCAAUGGAGAGUGGACGAUAGUCCAGGGACUUUCAAUCGAUGAAUACUCGAGGAAGAAGCUGGACUUGACAGCAGAGGAGCUCACUGAGGAGAAGGCUUUGGCUUACUCAUGCCUCUCUUGAAUGCUCUUGUUCCUUCUCUAAUGUGGUAGUACGUCCGGCUCUUUCUUGUGUGUCAACUGAAGUAGCUGGAGUUUUGAAUAAUGCCAUUGUUAAAGAUUUAGAGGAACUGUUAAUGAUGGAGAACUUCUAUGUAUUUUAUACUCUUUGCGGCUUGCAUUUCUACUUGGAUGCUUGAAUUUAUAACUAUCAUCCUAAUUAAUGGAUAUUAUCAACUUAAUAUUUG
Messenger RNA from Juglans microcarpa x Juglans regia, 1358 nucleotides. Its product is annotated as malate dehydrogenase-like. Gene Ontology annotation, biological process: tricarboxylic acid cycle; oxaloacetate metabolic process; malate metabolic process. The transcript has 7 exons. The record is from RefSeq and is a predicted model, not a curated record. The coding region runs from base 137 to 1135 and encodes 332 amino acids. Lineage: Eukaryota; Viridiplantae; Streptophyta; Magnoliopsida; Fagales; Juglandaceae. Gene Ontology annotation, molecular function: L-malate dehydrogenase (NAD+) activity.